Gadus macrocephalus (Pacific cod) is the source of this 5817-nucleotide messenger RNA. It is a transcript of the gene cavin2a, whose product is annotated as caveolae associated protein 2a. The record is from RefSeq and is a predicted model, not a curated record. Bases 354 to 1943 code for a protein of 529 amino acids. The transcript has 2 exons. Gene Ontology annotation, molecular function: protein kinase C binding. Gene Ontology annotation, cellular component: cytoplasm; caveola. Lineage: Eukaryota; Metazoa; Chordata; Actinopteri; Gadiformes; Gadidae.
GUGGUAGAGGUAGACGGAGAGAGAGAGAGAGAGAGAGAGAGAGAGAGAGAGAGAGAGAGAGAGAGAGAGAGAGAGAGAGAGAGAGAGAGCGAGAGAGAGAGAGAGAGAGCGAGAGAGAGAGAGAGAGAGCGAGAGCGAGAGCGAGAGCGAGAGAGAGCGAGUAAAAGGGGGAGUGUGUGCAGUGGAGUAAAGUUUGAUGCAGUUAAACCUCAUUCCCGAGAGCUCAACAGAGCGACUGACAGCAGCGUCACUCGCCCAACUUUUUAGAACAAAUUACAACAAACCAAAUAGGCCAGGGAUUACACAUCCCCUUAUUCCAAUCCAACCGGACACUCGACAGUCUCACAGGUACAAUGGGAGAGGACUCGUCCCACGCCGACCGGUGCAGCAUUUCCAGCUCCACUCCUGUCCUUCCACCGCUCCAACUACAAGCCGAGAGAGGGGACCUUCUCAUCCCGAGCUGCGGCGGCAGCCCAUCGCCGUCCGCGUCCGGCGGCACCCUCGCCCGCAUGGGCUUCAAGAUGCCCACCAGCCCUACCUCCCCGGGGGCCAGCAGCCCUGCAGACCGCGGGCAGGUGAGCGCCAUCACGGUGGUGGCGCUCCUGGACAAACUGGUGAACAUGAUGGACGCGGUGCAGGACAACCAGCAGCGGAUGGAGUCCCGUCAGGCCGAGCUGGAGGGCGCGGUGAAGCUGGUGCAGGGGGACAUGAACCGCCUGACCAAGACGCACAUGGCGACUGCCCACAGCGUCAACAAGCUGCUGGAGCGCUCGCGUAAGGUGGGCGACAGCAUGAAGGAGGUGAAGGAGCGUAUGGACAAGCAGGGCACCAUGGUGAAGCGGCUGGAGAACAACCACCACAACCUGCUCAAGAGGAACCACUUCAAAGUGCUCAUCUUUCAGGAAGACAGCGAGAUCCCCACCAGCGUGGUCGUCAACGACUCCCUCAAGUCGCCGCCCCCCAGCCAGUUCGAUGCCGAGUCGGUCCUGCCAGCCCCCUCUGUCGCGGGCUCUGCAGACGCCAACUUUGGCACCGACGAGGGUCUCCAGACCAUAAGCCUCACUUCCGAAGACGAGGCUCUGGCCUGUGAAGAGGAAGUCUUCCCGGAUUAUGAGGCCUCCGUGGCCCAGGGCAGCUCCAUCACCCUGGAGCGCUCCAGGGCGGACAAGCUGAAGCGCUCCAGCAUGAAGAAGGUGGACAGCCUGAAGAAGGCCUUCUCCCGCCACAGCAUCGAGAAGAAGAUGACCCAGAUCGGCACCAAGAUCGUGCCCCCAGAGCGCCGCGAGAAGAUCAAGAAGAGCUUCACCCCCAACCACCCCAAGAGCCCCACCUCCAGGAGCUCCUCCUUCAAGGUGUCCCCCAUGACCUUCAAUGUGAAGAAGGUGCGCGACUCCGGGAUCUCCGUGCAGGACGGCGGGGAGAUGGCCCAUGUGGAGAUCCCUGCUCUGGGCAGCAUGGACGGAGAGGCCUCCAUGGCAGAGGUGCACGACCUGGCCGAGGGCCUGGCAGGGGGGGCAGCGGGAGCUCUGCAGAGCUUCAAUGCAGAGGUUGUGGUCAACGGAGACAGCCAAAGCGUGGAGGCGGUCGACCUGAGUUUCGACCGCACCGCAAGUUUGGCGCUUCCGGAGCAGGAAGAAGUGGAUGGGGAGGAUUCCAUCGAGGGAGAGCAGGAGGAGCUGGAAGUCCUGGUUAAUGGGGCCACUGAUUUCGCCGCUGACGUCACAGCUGAUGUCACGGCUGACGUCACAGCUGAUGUCACGGCUGACGUCACAGCUGAUGUCACGGCUGACGUCACAGCUGAUGUCACAGCUGACAUCAAGGCUGAUGCCGUGGCUGAUGUCGCGGCUGAUGUCGCUGCGGAAGUCGGGGCUGAUGUCAUGGCUGAUGUCGUUUCACAGAAUGCUGUUUCCUUGGCAGCCGUUGCUGUGGAGCAAGCAUCUUAAUCAGUAAUUAGUUUGAUUCUUGGAUCUUUAAAGGUGACAUAUUAUACCCCCAGGUGUGAGUUUGAUCAGCCGUUACAAGCCGUUUUGAAAAUUUGCCUCUUCUGACAUCAAAAGUUGGCGUGUCCACCUAUAUAUAAGACGGAUAGAUGAGCAACGUUUGCCGCAGUCCACUGGGUAGGCUGGUAGACUGAUCUAUCCAGCACACAUAUAGGUGGAAACGCCCAGUUGUGAUAACAGAAGAGGCAGAUUUUUCAAAACGUCUUGUAACGGCUAAUAAAUCCAAAAAUCUAAAAUAAAUCAACUUACACUACCACCUGGUUUUAUAAUAUGUCCCCUUUAAAGCUUCUGCUUGUUUUGACUGGUUUUAAUUAGAAGUUGUCUUUCUAAAUUGUCACUGUUUGUUUGGCAACUCUUUUAAUGUUGUAUUACUUCUCACAGUCUUGCAUCAUCCCACCUUAAUACCGAUGUGCCUCUAGACAACAAUAGUCUAGAGAGAAUUAACACUGGCUGCAUCCGAAUACUUAGUACAUACUAUUUCUGUUCAGUGUCUACUACUACUAAGGUACUACACUUGACAGUAGGUGCGUUUCCACCCCCUGAUUUUAUGCAAACUUUGAAGUAUCAAAUCAGUAAACGGUGAUGGAAACACCAAAAUUCGCAUAAAAAAUCCUCUAAUUUGCAAAAAAGUUUAUCCGCUCGCAUGAGGCGGUUUUUGAGAAAUGCGAAAGAGAGUAAAUUCGCAAAAUGCCGAGAUGGAAACACACUUUUCGAAACAGCUGUGACGUAGCGAACUUUGAACACACAGGACUCUUCUCUAUUACAUUUGUUCCAGCUUUUCUACUUCUACCAUUUAUUACAGCCACGUAUCGGCAUACAUUUUUUGCCUACAGCGCCACCUUUUGCGAACUUUCUAAAGAUUCGCAUCACCUUUUAGAUGGAAACGCAGCUACUGUAGUACGCCUCCGAACACCGCCGAAACUCCACCGGAUGUUUGGAGAUGACGUAUCUCCCUUCAGAUGCCGGCAAAAUUACCUUGAUAAGUUACCCUUUUUCCGUCUUGUCAUCUUUGCUAUUAAAUUAAAAAUGUCUCUUUCUAAUUACCGAUUAAAGAAACAUUUAAUACUGACUAUUAGUACUUACAUUUCGAUAUUUAGAAAUUUGCGGGAGCCGCUGUUGGUGGUGUCGGGUCAGCCAUCUCUUCUUCGUCCGUUAUCAGACACCGGUUGCAUUGUGGGAUAGCGUAGUGACCUACCGUUGUACACUGUGGUGGUAGUACGCAUUCGGAAUUUUUUUCCGUACUACACAAUGCGUACUGAGCAUUCGGACGCGCUAUAUUUGUGGCGUACUACAAAAUGCAUACUAUAUAGCAGUCAAGUAUGAGUAUUCGGAUUCAGCCACUGUCUUUCUACUUUUUCUUUCUUAACCUGUUUGACAAUAACCUAACUGAUACACGAGUUAAUAGCAUGAAUCCAACCCAAUGCAGGUUUUUCCCUAGACCCCCUGUGUGGUGGUCUCCAAACGUACCUCCUUUUUGUGUCACAUUCACAUUAACUCACUCUCACAGAACUAAACCCAAGCCAUUCAGGACCCCCAUAUCUCCGGGGUGAGCGGAAAACCAUCUUCCUCCUCCUCCGCCUCCUCUGUUGGUCUUUCUCUGGAACGCACUAUCCGGCGAAGAAAUGGACUCUUUGUUCAUUUGAAAGAAUUAAAGGAAAAAACAUUACUGCCCGCAGCUGGUGGAGUCGGUGGGUUGCCAGGUUGUGUUGAAGAGGGAAUGGGACGUUUCAAUGGCAUGUUUUCAAAAGAGCAGACCCAGAGUCUUUUUGUGGACUUCAUUUCCCAGAAGCUGAUACAAGAACGUCCAAUGUCCUUAACUUCCUGUAAACACAUUAACGCGUCCACUGUCCACAUCCACACAUAUGUUGAAUCGAAAUUCAUAUCAACUAGCUAAUUUGUUUUAACAGGGAAAGUAUACUUACACCAACUUGGUACACUUGUGACUCAUAGAUUGGGGGGUUCAAUUCUUAGUGAUGUUUUGCUCAGUGACGACAAAUUUAUAUGAUAAUCUUAAUGCAUUAAAUAUAUUCUUAAUACAAUAAUAACAAUAGCAAGAUAUACCCAUGUUUUUGUAUGCUGCAAAUACACAAAACACUGGUUGGGUGCUCAAUGACAGGUAGAAGGGAAAUAUGGGUUUUCAUUCAAGGUUUUCUUUACUUGUUUGUUUGUGUGUUUGUUUACAGGAAAUAGUCAACAUUAUUAAUCAAUAUUUACUAUUUUGACACUAUCCAACAGAAGCUUUAACAAUUGUAUGGUUGUAUCAAUUAAUAUAAGGCCAGCGAUAAUUCUUCAUUGAAUUUCCGUACUAAAACUUAUGUUGCAUCCAUUUGUAUUUAGUAUUAUGAUACCGUCUUAUUUGAGGAACUAUUUUGUUGAUGUCAACAAAUCGUUUCUGAACCUUUGCUGGUUAAACAUUUUCCUUAAUACAACCUUGUUGUGUGUGUUACGUGUGAAUACCUUUUCUUCUUUACUAAACACCAAUGGGAACAUCUAAAGCUACGAUGAGAAACGUUGGGGUAUUCUUAUACUAUUUCAUCUUGCAUGCAUAGAUAGAUAAAAAGCAUAGAGUAAUGUUUAUUCUUUAUUGCUUCUUACAGUAUAUCUUAGGCAUAAGCACAGAAACCCAAAUGCAUACACACAAACACAUGCAGGGUCUUUGCCAAUGUACAAAAUGUACAAGGAUGCUUAAUUCCUCUGUAUGACUCAAUCUUGUGUGAGUAAUAGAAAGUGAUUUGCAUGAAUUGAAUUGUCCUGGACCUUUUUGGAUACCUCCAACUUUAUAGACAAACAAGAAAAGUUAUAAAAAUGUAAGAAAUUAUGCCUAGUCUGGAAGCCCUGAAUGAAAGACAGAGAUAGGAGAGAUAGAUAAGGGGCAAGAGGAGAAGGAGAAAUACCAGAGCAUUCCUCUGUUUGAUGGAUGUGUCUUCUACAGGCUAUUCCUCAUGCUCCUGGCCUCCUUGUCGAGACCCAGGAAGAGAAGAGGAAGAGGCGUUUGGGAGCCAGGUGUGCGCCCCAGAUGGAGGUUCUCUUCAUACCAUAGGGCUCAGGUUUACAGGGUGGGGAGGGGGCGGAGGUUGUUCUGGGUGGGGAGGGAAGAUGUUUGCUCUGGACAGUGUGAUGCACUCCAUGGGGAGAAUUUGUGCCUCAGCCAUGGGGCCUUUGGUAACUGAGUGGGUUGGGAGGGGGUAGAGGGUGGUGAUGGUGUCUGAUGUAGAAACGGUGAUGGAGUUGGCUUGUGUAUUGAGGUCGGUUGAUAAUUAAUGGUGGAGUAGCAAAGUAUUUAUAAAAGCCUACAUUAGAAGAGAGGGACUGGUGGAAUUAAAGUUGAAAAGCAGGUGUGGCAGGUGGGGGAUACCUUGCUGUCCUUUUUAGGUGAAUCAUAAUAUUGUAAUAAAUACUAAUUCGUUCAACACCAAGCAGAAUUAUGUAUUUUUUUCUCUGACUUGAUGAUAUAUUGCCAUAAUGUCAAAACUAUACAAUACUGGUGCAUGAGAUCUGUUAAAGAGUUAUGGAUAAAACUGUUUGUUUCCAACGGCACUUGACGUGUGGGUGUGUGUGCUUGUGUUUGAGUUCAGUUGCCUUUCUGUAAUUUUGCUGCAGUUUUUUACAUGAAAAGUUGAGUCGCUAUAUGCCUCACUCCAGGAGAAACAAUAAAAAUAAUUGUUUCUAUUCCUUUAAAUUCUUCUUAUGUAUAGGCCUAUACUUAUUAACAUCCAUAUAUGUUGUUCCAUGGGAGUUGAAUCGUGGAUAAAACAGCACAAAAAAAUGACACAUGUAAUUUGUAUGUUUUGGAUUCAAUAAAUAUGUGUGAGCUAUA